Mytilus californianus (California mussel) is the source of this 3169-nucleotide messenger RNA. RefSeq lists its product as uncharacterized. The transcript is spliced from 3 exons. NCBI's taxonomy places the organism in Eukaryota, Metazoa, Mollusca, Bivalvia, Mytilida, Mytilidae. The record is from RefSeq and is a predicted model, not a curated record. The coding region runs from base 78 to 1025 and encodes 315 amino acids.
CAUAAAUGGACUUUAUGAGAGAAGAACACAGGACGUACCAAUAGACCAGUACGUCAAUACAAAGCGGAGGGAAAAGAAUGUUCGAUUUUCCUCCAAUCAACUCUUUUAGAAGUUUCCAGGAAUAUUUUCAACUAGCCUACGUUAUUUUGUCUUUUGGUUUAGGAAUGCUGAUAAUCAUCGCAUAUCUAUCAAACUUCUUUAAGUAUAACCAAAGAAGUUCAAACAGUUUGUUCCUUGCUUUGUUUGUCGGAUUUAUUCAUCAAGGCUUUGCGUCAAUGACCUGGUUGAAAUCAACCUAUCAUAUAUAUGGAAUAAGUGAUUUCGUGUUUGAUGUCUACACCUUCCCCGUCGCCUGUUUUCUAUUUACGUUUGCCGUGAUGUGCACAAAAGAAUGUUCACAAGAAUUCCGGAAAAUAACAUUUGCGUAUGUAGUUUACAUUUCCACGGUUUUGCUAUUAGUUUUUGGAAUCGGAGUUGUUCGCAGCUCCAGUCACCAAUAUAUACACAAUAAUGUUACGUUAAACUCAUCUGACAAGUUUUUUAAUGAUAGCGAUCUGGAAAGUAAUUGUGGGAUAUUUGACAUUACUAGUAUGUUCACAAUAUCUGUUUUGAAAUGUAACAGUUCAUUCUUGUACUAUAUUUUUGAAUAUUUUUUCAUCUAUGCUCCUAUCACGGUGAUCCUACUCUGGAAUAUAAAGGAAAGUGUUCUCAGCGAUCAACAAGGUCGACAUCACCAGCUGUGUAUUACGUGUGAUAAUACUAUUAGGCUACAGCAAUAUAUCUUAAUGUUUAUGUUGUUUGUGAUUUGGAUCGUGCGACCAAUAUCUUGGAUUAUUAACUUUCAUUACAUAUUAUUGCCCCAAGAUAUUAUUCCAUGCAUGGUAUUGUGCAUGGUGUAUCCUUUUUUACUUUCGUAUUUCGUAUACAAUGCACUUUAUCAAGAAGAUUUCCUUGAUCAUCGCUGUAGAAACAAACUGUAUGACUUUCAGGAACCCGAAAAGCAAGAAAAACAACCCUUAGUGUAAACAUUAUUAAUAGAUUUUUAGAUAUUAAAAUUUACAAAAAGUAAUUGGAUUUUUUAUCAGCUGUUAAACAUUACUACUACAUUUAGAUAAAAAAAGAAGACACUACUAAAAUAUCACGCCUGCAGCAGCUUGGGACUUUAUCCAAAACGUGAACCUGGUCACUGAAUAGUAAAAUUGAGUUCGAGGUGAAUGAGAUGUCAUAUGAAGUACCUAGUAUUGUUAAGAUGGUAUAAUGAACGGUUAUUGCAGAACAUAUCUUCUGAAAUUUUAAACAGACCACUCGAAAGUGAAUGAUAUGCUAUAUGACAUAUAAUACUGAUAUACACUUCUAAAAUCAAGUUAUAUACCGAAUAUUGUUGACCUUCUAUGAAAUAUUACCGAAGAACAUACCUCAUCUAAAAUGACUAGUAUAAAAAGUGACAGAAGACAAAAGGGGACAUUCAAAACUCAUAUGUCGAAGAGAAACUGUCUUAGUAGGAAAAGGACUAAAGACGUCGUAGAGAAACUGCCUUGGCAAAGGACGAAAGACGUCGUAGAGUAACUGCCUUGGCAAAGGACGAAAGACGUCGUAGAGAAACUGCCUUGGCAAAGGACGAAAGACGUCGUAGAGUAACUGCCUUGGCAAAGGACGAAAGACGUCGCAGAGAAACUGCCUUGGCAAUGGACGGAAGACGUCGUAGAGAAACUGCCUUGGCAAAGGACGAAAGACGUCGAAAAGACAAAGACAUGUCAAUUAAACAUAUUGCCUUUCAAUUACAUAUUUAACCAAUUGUUUUCAUUUUCGCCCUUUAUCUUGAAAACUAUAAUAGAUAGAGAGAAACUCCAAAGUAAAACAUGAUCAAUAAGACAGGAUCUACAAACAAGUCAAAAUAGCCGAUCGUGAAAUCCGCUGGUUACUCGUUAUUGGAGUUAUGGCCUUUUAAUGACGAAUUUUACCAUUUUAUUUUACGUUUUUACCUAAUAUUUUCAAAAUUAUAAUAGAUAGAUAGGAACUUUAAAAACCCAAAAUAAUCAGCAAGACAAGAUUCACAAAUAAGUCAUUUGGCCGAAAUCGUUACUCGACUACUUAUUGGAGUUGUUUCUCUUUAAUGACGAUUUCUACUGAUAUUGAAUGUUUUUUCCUUUUAUAUUAAAAACCAUAAUAGAUAGAUAUACACUUUAAAUAGCAAAUAUGACCAGCAAGACAAUUAAGAUCUACAAAUAAUACAAAUUUAGCCAAAUCAUUUGUAGAUUCUUUAUAGGAGUCAUUUUCCUUAAAUGACGAUUUUUUUUGUAGCCUUUUUUUGUGUUUUUGACAACAAUUAAGAAGACAGAGAGAAACUGUAAAUAGAAAAAAAAUAUCAGCAAUUAUAUAAGAGCAACAAAAAAAUAGAUUUUUGUCAUAAAUUGAAAUCUUGUCUACAAUGUUGCAGAGUGUACUUAUUUAAUGUAAGAAAUACCUUAAUAUCCUUGUUACAUUUUAUGCUAUCCCCCAAAAUAUGUAAAAAGGUCUAUGCUGAGGCCAAUAAAAUCAUAUGCUUGAUUCCUGCCUCCCGGCGGUCCCCGUCUCAGACCCUCCAACCGUAACUUUUUGUCGUGCAUUUGGCGAAAAGUAGUCUGUUUCAUUCAGAAAGUAAGGAAUGAAACACGUGCACAUCUGGGACUUUUAAUUUAACUCUUUUCAACAGUUCAUUUUGUUCAGCAACCAGAAUAAUGUAAAUUUUUGUUUUCAUUCUAUUUAUACCAGUUAUCUAUAUGAAAUUUAUUUUAAAAAUGGAAAAUGAUUGAGAAAGAAGUCUGAUUUAUAUUGGUCCAUAGUUAUUCCAAUGAUGUCUUCCUUUCUUUCAUUUUUUUUUUAAACACUGUUUUCACAAAGUACACGAGCUAUGUGAGAUUAUUGUGUAAGAUGAUUAAUUUGGUAUUAUUUUAUACGUCGACAUGUGUUACAUUCAUACGAAUUAAAUGCAAGAUGUUGGCUUCAGUCCCGAAGAUAUCUCAAAUUUUUCAGAUGCAGUAGAUGUUUGUAAUUAUAUGAUUUGGAAUGAAAUCUCAAUUGCGUCUAUUUUCUGUCAUCCAAUUGAUACCUUAUCACUGCUUUUGUAUGGCAAUAUGAAUAGCUGUACUUUCUUGUCUUUUUCUGGUUUAAUUGCCAAAUUCUGAACUUU